Messenger RNA from Asparagus officinalis (garden asparagus), 492 nucleotides. RefSeq lists its product as uncharacterized. The transcript has a single exon. The record is from RefSeq and is a predicted model, not a curated record. NCBI's taxonomy places the organism in Eukaryota, Viridiplantae, Streptophyta, Magnoliopsida, Asparagales, Asparagaceae. The coding region runs from base 1 to 492 and encodes 163 amino acids.
AUGUCCCCUUAUGAAGUACUGUAUGGUAGAAGAUGUAGAUCACCUAUUUGUUGGGAUCAGGUAGGAGAAAGAAUGCUACUCAGUCCUGAGAUAGUACAUAUUACUACUAAGAAGAUUCAACAGAUACGUGAGAGGCUUUGUAUAGCUCAAAGCAGGCAGAAGAGUUAUGCCGAUAAUAGAAGAAGAAAGUUAGAGUUUGAAGUCGGCAAUCAUAUUUUCCUUAGAGUAUCACCUAUUAAGGAAGUGAUAAGAUUUGGAAGAAAAGGAAAUUUAAGUCCGAAAUAUAUUAGACCUUUUGAGAUUCUGGAGAAAGUCGAAGAUGUAGCAUACAAAGUUGCAUUGCCUCUAGAGUUAGCUAAAAUUCAUAAUGUUUUCCAUGUAUCAAUGCUGAUGAAGUGUAUACUUGAUCCGAAUCACGUAUUGAAUUAUGAGCCUCUUGGGAUCAGGAAAGAUUUGACAUAUUCAGAGUAUCCAGUUAGAAUUUUAGACUAG